AUGAAGUCGAGUAUCAUUCUAGGAGCGGCACUUACUGUCGCCCCGGUGUGGGGACAGGGACAUACCCUCACAUCUGAGACGAUUGAGAAAAUGGGCAACAACAGUCUCUUCGAUCGUUGGAGGCCAACAUCUCAUUUCCUUGCGCCAGCAGGAUGGAUGAAUGUAGGUUGUUCUUUCCAAAUGGAUACUGUUGCAACGUCUCCUGGGGACAUGCUACAUCCCCCGAUCUCAUCACUUGGACAGAUGUCGACCACCAGCCCGACAACGACAUUCCAGCGUGGAAAGACACAGAAGCCCAAUCCAUCGGAACAACCAACUCGACAGGCAGUGGCAAGCAUAAUCCCGCGCCUAUACAACCACCUCGCCAUUUUCUCCGGUGGUGCUCAACCCGUCAGUCUAUCCGGUGAAGUCGACGGUACAAUCCUACUCUUCUACACCGGCGCCUCCAGCCUGCCCACGGCAUGGAACACGCCCUACGCUCGUGGAACAGAAAGUCAGGCCCUCGCCUACUCUACAGAUGGUGGAAUUACGUGGGAACAUUAUGAGAAUAACCCAGUCAUCAGCGAGCCCCCAGGGAACUGGAACAUCACCGGCUGGCGUGAUCCAUACUUUGUCUCGUGGCCAGAGCUGGACAAAGUGCUCAAUGCGACCGAGCCUCACUUCUACGCCGUAUUUGGCUCUGGCAUCCGUGAAGUCGGUCCUCGUAUGCCUCUUUACAAAGCCCCUGCGUCAAAUCUCACCGACUGGACCUUUAUGGGUGCGCUGUGGGAACCGAAGAAGAACACUUCUCUGGGUAGUAUCGAGGAAACAGGAUCCUAUGGGUUCAACUUCGAACUGUCCAAUUUCUUCUCUAUUGGCGAUCGCUACUUCGUCAGCAUGGGUGCAGAGGGAGGCAACGUGAGCUUCCACCAGAACAAGUGGUCACUCUGGAACGAGGGUACAAUUUCCGUCCGCUCGAAUGGAAGCAUUGCCUUUGAGCCGGUGUCCGGUGGUGCCAGCGAUUGGGGCUUGUUAUACGCGAUCUCAUCAUUCAACGACACAAAGAACGACCGUCGUAUACAAUGGGGUUGGGCUCAGGAAGAUCUCAACGACUUUGCCGCCGUGCAACAAGGAUAUCAAGGCGCAUUCGCUUUACCCCGAGAAAUCUUCAUCCAAGAUACUCCAAAUGUGAUCCGGACCUCCUCUUCCAAAGAAGACACCCUCGGCAACGCACGCUUCUUCAAAAACGCCAAUGGAACAUGGACAGCCAGCACACUCGGCGUCCGCCCAGCCCCAGAUGUCGUAACUGGUCUCCAGCACAGCGCAAAUCAUACGAGAUAUCCCUGCAACGCUCGAAGCUGCAAGACAAACAACAUCAAACUACCAAGCCACCCCUCCAACUCCUACCAGCUUAGUCUAAGCAUCAAGCGCACCACCGGCGUGGCUGGUAUCACCAUCGCCGCAUCGCCGAAUCGAGAAGAGUAUACGAACAUCUACUUCGACCCAUCGAAUAACACAAUUGGCGUCGACCGCGCGCAUUCAUCUCUUAUCAAAGAAUUCACAAACUACACCCAUGCGGGAUAUUUCAAGCCGUAUCAGAUUGCUCAGGGCAAGAACUCUUCUUCUACCGAGACCAUCGAUCUAACUAUUUUCGUGGAUGGCUCUCUAAUCGAAGUCUACGCCAACGACCGCUUUGCCCUGACGAGUCGGAUUUAUCCCAGUCGCGAGGAUAGUACGGGUAUUUCCUUGUUUGCGGGAGAGGGUGUUAAUGUUGAGUACUCCAGGAUCGAGAUUUGGGAUGGAUUGCUCAAUGUUUGGCCUGAGCGGCCGGGGAAUAGUAGCUCAUUGUUGGUUUUUGAUACACCUGUUGAGACGGGGAAUUAUACUUGGUGGACUGGGAAUUAA
This is a messenger RNA of Penicillium manginii, 1884 nucleotides long. RefSeq lists its product as uncharacterized. The record is from RefSeq and is a predicted model, not a curated record. Lineage: Eukaryota; Fungi; Ascomycota; Eurotiomycetes; Eurotiales; Aspergillaceae. Bases 1 to 1884 code for a protein of 627 amino acids. The transcript has 3 exons. Gene Ontology annotation, molecular function: sucrose alpha-glucosidase activity. Gene Ontology annotation, biological process: sucrose catabolic process.